This is a messenger RNA of Phragmites australis (common reed), 2509 nucleotides long. Its product is annotated as LRR receptor kinase SERK2-like. Gene Ontology annotation, cellular component: membrane. The record is from RefSeq and is a predicted model, not a curated record. Gene Ontology annotation, biological process: protein phosphorylation. Lineage: Eukaryota; Viridiplantae; Streptophyta; Magnoliopsida; Poales; Poaceae. The transcript has 4 exons. Gene Ontology annotation, molecular function: ATP binding; protein kinase activity; protein binding. Bases 104 to 2137 code for a protein of 677 amino acids.
UAGGAGUACAGACCACAGGCACAGUACGUCAGUGCCACACCACUCGCUCUACACUUCACUCUCUUCUCCCUUCCCACUGCGGCGCUACAAGCUUCCUGCUCCCAUGGCCGCCACGCGCUUCCGCUUCCUCCUCCCUCUCCCCCUCCUGCUCCUCUCGGUGCUCUCCGCCUCAGCGCGCAACGAGGAGGAUGCACGCGCGCUCAUGGCGCUCAAGCGGGCACUUGACCCUGCCGGCCGGGUCCUGGGCUCCUGGGACCCCUCCGGCGACCCUUGCGGCGGCUCCUUCGUCGGCCUCACCUGCGACCCCACUGGCCGCGUCGCGUCCAUCUCGCUUCAGGGCCGGGGGCUCUCCGGCAGCUUGCCGCCGGCGGUUGCCGGGCUCCGGCGGCUCCAGGGUCUGUACCUCCACUACAACGGCAUCAAGGGGACCAUACCGCGGGAGAUUGGGAGUCUGUCCAAGCUCACGGACCUGUACCUGGAUGUAAACCAUCUCACCGGGCAGGUGCCCGCGGAGAUUGCCGCCAUGGCCAGCCUCCAAGUGUUGCAGCUGGGUUACAACCAGUUGACAGGCAGCAUACCACUUCAGCUAGGCAACCUGAAUAAACUCAGUGUUCUUUCAAUGCAGUCCAAUCAGCUGACUGGAGCUAUUCCGGCGACUCUUGGUGAGCUAACACAGCUGACACGGCUCGAUUUAAGCUUCAACAACCUAUUUGGUUCAAUCCCUUCAAAGAUUGCGGAGGUUCCGUUGCUUCAGGUCUUUGAUAUUCGCAAUAAUACCCUUUCUGGGAGUGUCCCCGUUGGAUUGAGGAGACUGAAUGGUGGUUUCCAGUAUGCAAACAACAAGGGGCUUUGUGGAGUUGGCUUCAGUUUGCUAGUUCUUUGCCCGUCUUCAGAGGAUGGCCUGAAACCCAACAAGCCUGAGCCUUUUGGCCCAGAUGGUAGUGUCAAGACACGGCAAGUGCCCCAAUCGGCGAAUCCCGACAACUGCUCAGAAUCUCACUGCUCAAAGUCUCCAAAUGCGUCUACAGGAGUUCUUGUUGUCGAUGUGGUUGCAGUGGUGAUUGGUGCUGCAUUUUGCGGGUUAUUUGCAUUCUCAUGGUACCGCCGGCAGAAGCAGAAGAUUGGAAGCUCGCUGGAGGUUUCUGAUAGCAGGCUUAGCACUGACCAUUACCAGCAGAAGGAAGUCUGCAGAAGGAGUGCUUCUCCUCUGAUUAGUGUUGAGUACUCAAACGGGUGGGACCCUUUGUCAGGUGGGGGUGUUGGAUCAUCUUGUGAAGUUGGUGAUAGCUUUAGGUUCAAUCUAGAGGAGGUCGAAUGUGCGACGCAAUACUUCUCUGACAUUAACUUGCUGGGCAAGAGCGGAUUCGCUGCGACAUACAAGGGAAUCCUGCGGGACGGGUCUGUUGUUGCUGUUAAGAGCCUCAACAAAACAAGUUGCAAGCAAGAGGAGUCAGAUUUCUUGCAUGGUCUGAAGAUGCUCUCCCUGCUUCGACAUGAGAACCUCGUUAGCCUGAGGGGUUUUUGCUGCUCCAGGGGGAGAGGGGAGUGUUUCCUUGUCUAUGACUUUAUGGUUAAUGGGUGCUUGUCGCAGUAUCUGGAUAUCACGGAUGGUUCCAGUGCUAGUGUGCUUGAUUGGCCUACAAGAGUUUCCAUCAUCAGAGGCAUUGCAAUAGGAAUUGAGUACCUCCAUAGCAAGAAGAGCAGUAAGCCACCAGUUGUCCACCAGAACAUAUCGGCCGAUAAGAUCCUUCUUGACCACCACUUUGCCCCGCGGUUGUCGGUCCCGGGACUGCACAAGCUCCUUGCUGAUGAUGUCGUCUUCUCUACCCUGAAGGCCAGCGCAGCAAUGGGAUAUCUCGCCCCCGAGUACUCCACUACUGGCCGAUUCACUGAUAAGAACGACGUCUUUGCAUUCGGGAUCGUGGUUCUCCAAGUCAUCACAGGCAGGACAGAUGUCUCACAGCUGAAGGUAGGCGCACUGAUCAGCGACGUCGAAGGCCUUAUCGACCGAAACCUCAACAAUGUGUUCUCGGGGACAGAAGCAGCAAAGCUUGCCGCAGUUGCUGCAUAUUGCACAAGGGAGGUGCCAAGCCAGCGGCCGACAAUGGAAGCUGUGGUUCAGCAGCUGAGCCACUGAGUUGCUACUGAGGGUGUGAACCCAGCUGGUCUGAAAUGUAUUUUGCGAGCCUGUAUGACAUUGAUGCCUUCUAUGAUGGUAGUGAGCUGAUGACAGGGUAGUGAUCCAGUUGCCACUAACAAUCUAACAUGCUAUUAAUCCCAGCAUUUCAUGACUUAGUAGGCCAUGCUAAAUUACUGAUGUGUAUUCGGAUCUGAAUGACAUGAAUUUAGCAAAUUCAGAGCAUUUGUAACGUGCAGUUCGGUCAGCUUUGUACUGGCUGUUCUUGCAUUGACGUGCUCGUAUUUUGUUUGUUUUCUCUUACAAAUUUCCGAGAAGGAUCUCAAAUUGAAUGUAUCAGAUCUUGAAUGGCAAGAUUGACGACUGGGUGGU